Molecule: messenger RNA, 1818 nt
Organism: Brugia malayi
Lineage: Eukaryota; Metazoa; Nematoda; Chromadorea; Rhabditida; Onchocercidae
Gene: Bma-atad-3
Product: MGC68616 protein, putative
Exons: 14
Coding region: 1-1818 (605 amino acids)
Biological process (GO): mitochondrion organization
Cellular component (GO): mitochondrion
Molecular function (GO): ATP binding; ATP hydrolysis activity; zinc ion binding
Source: RefSeq, a predicted model, not a curated record
AUGCCUAGUUUCUUUGAUAUACUUGGAUUAGGCUCACAAGAAAGGUCUUCGAAAAAUAUCUUACAGACAGCUACUGAUUCCAGCGAAAAUGCUUCGAAAGGAAGUAGUGCAGGAGUACAAACACAAAUGCAAAAAGGGUAUUCUUUUGAUUCUUCAGCGCUGGAACGUGCGGCUGAUGCUGCGCGACAGCUAGAAAUGUCUCGAAAUGCCAAGGAAGCAUUUGAAAUGGCACGAUUGCAAGAAUUUACGAAACAGAAAGAAUAUGAGGCAGCUGCUAAGCAAGCAGAAGCACAGAUACAAGCACAGCGGUCAGAACAGAUACGUGUUGCAGAAGAAGAAAGACGCAAAACUUUAGUUGAAGAAACAAAACAUGCACGUGCUAGAGCAGAGCAUCAAGAUCACUUGGCACGUAAAAGACAAGAGGAAGAGCUAACGAUGAAAGCGCGUAUGCAAGCUGAAAAUCUAAAGAAACAGGAGGAAAGUGUGCGUAAGCAGGAAGCCAUAAGGAAAGCAACCAUUGAACACGAACUGGCUUUAAAACAUAAAUAUGAUCUAGAAAAGGUUGAAGCUGAAACUAAUGCUAGAGCUAAAGCCGCUCGCCAAAAUCGUGAUAUUAAUUUGGAACAAUUACGUGCAUCUGAAGAAGAGCGGAGAAAAACAACGAUUGAGAAAAUUAAGACCACUGGAACAGUCUUAGGUGCUGGACUACAAGAAUUUUUGAACGAUCCAAAAAAGAUCGUCUCAGCUGUUGCUAGUAUAACUGCGCUUGCUAUUGGCAUGUACGGCGCUAAACGAGGCACAGCAGUUGUAGCUCGUCAGAUUGAAUCUCGAUGGGGAAAACCGAGUUUAGUUCGAGAUACUUCUCGUAUAACAUUCUCAGAACUGUUCAGACAUCCAAUCAAGACAUUUAGAACCGCUUUUCGAACUCUGGAUGAUCCUUUGAAAGGAAUCAUUCUAAGUCCCGAGUUGGAAGCGCACUUGCGAGAUAUUGCAAUAACUACGAGAAAUACAAAACGGAAUCAUGGUCUUUUCCGGAACAUACUGUUUUAUGGUCCACCUGGUACUGGCAAAACUCUUUUCGCCAAGAGUUUAGCUCAUCAUUCGGGCUUGGAUUAUGCUGUUAUGACUGGUGGUGAUGUGGCACCUUUGGGACAUGAUGGCGUUUCUGCGAUGCACAAGGUUUUUGAUUGGGCUGAACACACGAGAAAAGGUUUGGUGCUCUUUAUCGAUGAAGCUGAUGCAUUUUUGCGUAAGAGAGCAACCGAGCAAAUAAGUGAGAGUAUGCGCGCUACGUUAAAUGCAUUUCUGUUUAGAACUGGUGAACAGUCUAAAAAAUUUAUGUUAGUUGUUGCUUCAAAUCAGCCGGAACAGUUUGACUGGGCCGUGAAUGAUCGAUUGGACGAAUUAGUUGAAUUCAAAUUACCCGGUCCCAUGGAACGUGAGCGUAUCAUUUUGCAGUAUUUUAAUAAAUACAUUGCUACACCAGCUACGUCAGGUUCUAAAAAAGCACGCUUAAAGUUAGCAGACUUUGACUGGGUCAAAAAAUGCACUGAUAUCGCACAGAAGACAGAUGGAAUGAGUGGUCGGCAGCUUUCCAAGCUUGUCAUCGGUUGGCAGGCAGCUGCAUAUGCUUCUGAAGAUGGCGUACUUACAACCGAAAUGAUCGAUCGUUGCACAGAUGAUAUGGUAAAUCAGCACAAACAGAAGAUUAUGUGGCUUGAUAGGGAGCAGUUAUCUGUGAGGCACUUUGGACACAGAAUACCGGAAGAAUUGCCAAACCUGAUAUCCCAUUCACAAAAGGAGAGAACGGUAUCGUAA